Molecule: messenger RNA, 1370 nt
Organism: Dreissena polymorpha
Lineage: Eukaryota; Metazoa; Mollusca; Bivalvia; Myida; Dreissenidae
Exons: 1
Coding region: 588-1370 (260 amino acids)
Source: RefSeq, a predicted model, not a curated record
UGUUCAUUGAACAGUUAUUCUAAUGUUAUUUAUGAAAUUUUAAAAUUUAAAUGAUAAUAAGAGGAAAUCACUUGUGGAAGGAAAGGAAAUCAGUUGUGGAAUUAAGAGGAAGUGAAUGUACACAUAAGUAAUGGGGAGAAGUAUGAAAUAGGUACCAAUGGCAUAUUAGGAUGGAAUUAUUUUAUUUUAUUAGGUUGGCCAACCGACUCUUUGCUCUAGUCUGUAUUGGAUUAGCUACCCAUAAUGACUAUGAGACUUUUUAGUUCCUUACUUGUAGUUAAGACGGCCAUCGUGGUUCAAGGAGAAAAUAUUACUUGAGGAAGUGUAUAAUUCCAUCAGAUGAAGGAUUUCCUGAAAAAUCGAAAUUAUUAUAUUAUGAACAGUGAUCACCAGGCAAAACUAUUAUAACUAUGCAAUGUACAAUGACUUUUUGAAUUGACCUUAUGCUAAAUAUACAAAUAUUUUAGCAUUUAAACAUUAUAGUAUAAUGAAACGGAUUGCAAUGACCAAUAUUUAAAAGAAAACUAGUCUUUUAAUGGAAAAAACAAGACUAACAUUUUACAUGUAUAAUAUUUACAACAUUACAGAUGCUACAGCAACUUUGCUGGUUAUGCCCUGCGGCUCUACAUUCAAGAAAAGAGCUUAAAAACCAUGUUGGGACGGAGCACCAACGGUUGGACAUAAUUUGCCCAUGGUGUGUAGAGGACGUGCCAACCAUUAUGAGUCGCCCAUACGAUUUGAAGCGACAUGUUGGGCGCUGGCACGAGGCCAUUGCUGAUGGCUUAAAUCAGGACAUCUUCACGGAGGCCGGAGCAUUUUAUCUAGCUCUAUAUCCCAAGGACUACAGCAAGGUUGUAAAACCUCUCGUAUUCACAACCCAGGCGGCCAAGGAGGCAAGAGAAGCAGUAAAGGUGUGGCGGGAGACUUCACAGGCCCCAAAACUUCAGAAAAUGGAAGACUGGGAGGCGGGCUGGAAGUUAGCAGAGGGGAAAACAGCAGACACCCCAACCAUACAAGAAUCAGGGAGUCCAACUCCUGGGGUUGAAGCUUAUAGCCCUACCAAGCCGGCCAUGCUCCCCACAGGAGGAAGACUCCCUGUACCAUUCCCAAAAAUGGAAGAGACCACAGUAUACACUGCUACGCCAAUCGAGGGACCGGCCCUCCCAUUCAACUCAGCCAAGACAAGGCCACCCGUGGAGACAUUUCUCCCAGAGACGCCUCUGCUGGAGGAACAGAACAAACACAUGCAGGAGGAAAUGACCCUACAGCAGAGGGCUCUUCACCUCCUGACAUGGGGUUGCAUGCCACUUGUUCCUCCGGCAAGGCGGAACUGGGACCGGUUACCAACCGUCCAAAAGACUGGCGGCUGA